CUUGGCUUGUCUGGACAACACUUUCUUUUUAUAUUUUUUUACCCAAAAUAUUUUUUACAAAUGGCAGGAGCGAUCAUAGAGAAGAUGAGCACUAAAAAGUUGGUUUUAUUUGUUUUCUUCAUUUUAUUAUUCCAAAUAUUUUCCAUCUUGGUUGGAGCAUUGAUAUCUCCCAGUCCUACCACUGCAAUCAGCUACUUGGCCACCAAAUGCAUCAAUUUCCACAGGACACGUGCUUGGCUCAUGCCAUGGGGCUCAAAUCGAUGCCAGCAGGUCCACAGUUUUGACGACCCUCUGGCAAAAACGCUCGAUGCCAACGACAUUGUUUUUGCUGUGCAUGUACCCCUACCCAACACUGAAAUGAGUCCGUGGUUUCAAUACAUGCUGGCUGUUCUGCAGUUUGACAUUGCAUUCAAAAUGAUAAAUCAGAUUGAAGAUGAUGUGGUCAUCACUAUCGAUGCCCGUCUGGCGUACAGGGACGACAUGACGUCUGAGUGGACCACAAAAUUUCACUCGGUGGAGCAAAGGCCACUCAGAUGCACAUUUGCAGUAUCCAAGACGUAUGAAAACGAAGGGCGCUUUUAUCACUGUGACCCAAUACCAUUCAUGGAGCUGGGAAGUGUAGCCCACAAAUAUUUUUUAAUGAACCUGCGUUUGCCAGUGAAUGACACAAUGAACGUUGGCAUCGGGGAAAUAAAGGACAUCCAUGUAGUGGGCAUCCACCAGAAUGGAGGCUUCACCAAAGUGUGGAUCAGCAUGAAGACUGUGUUCAGUCCCUGGAUAUCAGUGGCUACAGUUUGGUACUGGUACAGGAUUCGGCUCUUGGCGAGACCUCCGGUCCUUUUGGAAAAGGUGAUUUUUGCUCUGGGCCUCUCAAUGGCCUUCCUGGACAUGCCGGUGGAGUGGCUGUCCAUGGGCUUUGAGUGGACAUGGAUGCUGCUGUUUGAAGAUGCCCAGCAGUGCGCCUUAUACUCUGUACUCUUCUGUUUCUGGAUCAUCUUCUGUGGUGAACACCUCAUGGACCAACGUCAGAGGAAUCUCCUCUCAGCUUAUUGGUGGCAAGUUGGGCUUGUGGUGUUUGGAUCUUCUGUUCUUCUCAUAUUUGACCUGAGUGAAAGGGGGGUUCGUUUGAGCAAUCCAUUCUACAGUGUGUGGGCGUCAGAAUCCAGGAGUAAGUUUGCAGUAUCCUUCAUUAUUGUGGCAGGGAUUUCUGUUUGCCUUUAUUUCUUCUCCCUGUGUCGCAUGGUGCACUGCGUGUUCAGAACCAUUAGUGGGAAAUUGCAACAGCUUCCUACAAUGCCAGAGACUCGGAGACUACGCUAUAAGGGUAUUAUUUUCAGGUUUAAAUUUUUAAUGCUGGCAACACUCACAUGUGCUGCUCUCACCAUCAUCUUCUUCAUCUUAAAUCAAGUCAGCGAAGGUCAUUGGCACUGGGGAGACUACACUCUCCAGGUCCACAGUGCUUUUCUUACAGGAAUCUAUGGCAUGUGGAACCUGUACGUUUUUACCAUUAUCUUCCUCUAUGCCCCCUCACACAAGCACAACAGGAAGAAGUUAGGAGACACUCAACACACAGAUAUGACGGACAAGCCCGAGAGCCAAGAGACACAGCUGACCUGUGGAGAGCAGGGGCCGACAGAGGUCUACAGGAUCACUGGGAAGGUGGCUGAGGAAUAGCUGCUGGGCUCGUUUCAGGAUAUUUGUGGUGUGUUAUCUUUUAAUUUGAUGUUACUUGCCAGAGUCUUCUACACUAUUGAAUGUACAAGUGAGCCAUUGUACAAUACUGUAACCUUUAACAAGUGAACAGACUGGGGAAACAAAAGCUACAGGAAGCUACAGUAUAAGGAAAAGUGAGGAAAGCUUGAAUAUUCAAAGUUAGAUUCACUGGAAGGUCAGACCUUAGAGGCCUCCAAAAGCUGCUUAUUUUAAACUUUGUGACCGUGGGAAAAAUAAUUAAAGCAUGCUAUAAAUUGAAGUUCUUAUUGUUAUCUAACAGACAUCUUCUACGUGGUAUGACAGGAAAUUUGUUAACUUGUGACUCCCCUUAUGUGACUAUGUUGUUACAACCUCCUAUAAUGUAGAUUUGUUUCUUUAACUUGUAAUGAAAAGAAAAAGUGGCCAAUCUUUUCACUCUUUGUAUC
Maylandia zebra (zebra mbuna) is the source of this 2138-nucleotide messenger RNA. The record is from RefSeq and is a predicted model, not a curated record. Lineage: Eukaryota; Metazoa; Chordata; Actinopteri; Cichliformes; Cichlidae.